AUUCAACGAAGUUACUGCCAAGGUGAUCUUCUACAUUUUAUGUGUCACCGUCCUUUCUCGAAAGCCACCACUAGACUCGCCUGUCUAGACCUCAUCGAUCAUCGAAAGGCCUCAUUUAUUAUUGGUUGUCUGUACUAACGGCAAAGCCCCGGUCACGCCGUUCCCUGCCAGCUCACCAAUUCUUUUUGGCUGGAAUGAAUAUCAUUGUUGCGACCAUUUGUCCAGUCCAAUUUGUUUAGUCGACGACCUUCAUUAUCUCCCGAGGCGUACACCUGCUAAAUCCGCUCCAUUCCCCAUAACCUGCCGGGUACCGAUGUCAAGCGUCAGAUAACAACCACCUGACAUUCUUACGACCUUCAUCCUUAUACGUAUAGGACCGGUGGGCGGCCUGGGUGGAUAUGGACGGCCAGAUAGAAAACGCCGUUCAGAUUGCCUGGAACCCAGCCGCGGAUCCAAAUCUCAAGACCCAGGCCAUUAACUUCCUCAACCAAAUCCGCUCCGACCCUUCGGCAGGACAGUACUGCCUCACUCUCUUUGUUCGAUCGCCUAAGGCGGAGGAGAUUGUGCGGCACUUCUGCUUGGAAGUCAUCAACAAUGCCAUCCAAUCGCCCCAGGUCGAUAAGCAGACCCUCGAGUACAUCCGCUCCGAGUUGAUGCAAUAUACGAAACGGACAUAUGGCGGUCCUCCGACGGCAGACAAGGUCGAGACACCGCAUAUCCAGAACAAACUCACGCAGGCUCUGACGGCGUUGUUUGCUUCAUUAUAUCCGACAUCUUGGACGUCAUGUCUGGCAGACUUCCGCAGCCUCGCAGAGGGAGAGCCUCCCAACAUCGCGGAAAGCAACCCGAUUGGCACGAUCAUGUAUUUGAGGCUACUGGGAUCGAUACAUGACGAGAUUGCUGAUGUGCUGGCGCCGCGGAGUGGGGAGGAGCAAAGGCGGAACAAUGACUUGAAGGAUUUAAUCAGGGAACGGGAUGCUCAGGCGAUCGCGACGUCAUGGCAAGAUAUUCUCUCGAAAUGGAGCCGGAUAGACCAAACUAUCGUCGAGAUGUGCAUUCGGACCAUCAGCCGAUGGGUGAGCUGGAUGGAUAUAUCCCUCAUCGUCAACCAGACCUUGAUUUCGGCGCUCUUCGACAUCGCGGGUCAGCAGGUCAUAUCACGAGAAUCGGACGAGGGGAGGGCGAAAUUACGAGACGUUGCCAUCGAAGCGUUCAGCGAGACGGUUGCGAAGAAAAUGAAACCCGCCGAGAAAAUCCAGUUGAUGGUCUACCUCAACCUCAGCAAUGUCGUGGACCAGCUCAUUGCCAGCCAACCAUUAUCGCAGCUCCGCUUCACCUCGCAGUACGAUACGGAUCUGGCUGAGAUGGUCGCUCGCCUCGUCAACAAUGUCGUUUUCGACAUCGUCAAGGUUCUCGACACCCAAUGCCCCCCCGAAGUCCAUCAACAAGCCGACCUCCUCCUCUCGACCUUCGUCCCUUUCCUGCUCCGGUUCUUCUCGGACGAGUUCGACGAAGUGUGCUCGACCGUCAUCCCCUCCCUUACCGACCUCCUGACCUUCUUCCGCAAACGAAAGGAUACCUUACCCGAUCAGUAUCAGCGGAUGCUGCCAUCGAUUCUGGACGCCAUCAUCGCAAAGAUGAAGUACGACGAAACGGCUUCUUGGGGCGAGGAAGGGGAGGAGACGGACGAAGCCGAAUUCCAAGACCUCAGAAGAAGACUCUUUGUUUUGCAGCAGACCGUGGCUGCGAUCAACGAACCCUUGGUUAUGGAGACGAUUGCUCGGAUCGUGACCGAGAGCUUUCAGAAAUUCCAGGUCCACCAAUCGGGUAUCGAUUGGAGAGAGUUGGAUCUAGCCUUGCAGGAGCUGUUCCUCGUAUUGGAGGUUGUGCCAUCAAAAGGAAGCGGGAUGUUCUCAAAACACAAACCAGGCGGGGCGCCUACACAAUCGGAGACUCAAGCAAUUGGGUUGCUGUCGAAGAUGAUCGAGCUAGGCAUCGGAACGCAUGGGCAUCCUGCUGUGCAGUUGCAGUAUAUGGAAAUCUGCAACCGAUACAGCCAGGCCUUGGAGAUCAAUCCCGGCCUUAUCCCACCGAUUUUGGAGAACUUCAUCCGAUUCCUUCAUAGCAGUCACCUGAAGGUGCGAACCCGGUCCUGGUACCUGUUCUUGAAGCUCGUGAAGCCGCUCAAGACGCACAUUGGCAGCAUUGUCUCCAACGUGAUCGAAGCGAUCGCCGACCUGCUUGUCAUCAAAGCCGAGCUGCCAGAAGCGUCCGCCGAUGAGGAGAUGUCGUCAUCCGAAGAGGAUCAAUCUUCGGACGCCAAGUUCGAGGCGCAGCUGAACCUCUUCGAGGCCGUUGGCUGCAUGCUGUCGGCCACGACCGUGGAGGUUGACAAGAAGAUCUUGUAUGCUCAAUCGGUCAUGAACCCGAUCUUCGGGGAUAUGGAGAAGAAUCUGCCUGCUGCGAAAGGGGGCGAUGAGACGGCCGUACUACAGUUACACCACGAUAUCAUGGCUUUGGGCACGCUAGCCCGUGGCUUCUCUGAUUGGCAACCGGGUUCAUCGGUAGGCAACGCACCGCCUUCGAUCAUUUCAGAAGCAUUUGUUCCCGCGGCAGAGGUUACCCUCGUUGCCCUAGAGGCCCUCGCCCCGAAAAUGGCCAUCCGAACGGCAGGGCGUUUUACCUUCUCGCGCCUCAUCGGCGUGCUGGGCUCCAACAUCCUCCAGCAGCUGCCCCGAUGGAUCCAAGGCUUGCUAUCUCAGAGUUCGACGAACGACGAGAUGACCCCGAUCCUACGAUCGUUGAAACAGAUCGUGUUUGCCUUCAAAACCGAGAUCUACGGCAUUCUGGACACGAUUGUGACGCCGCUGCUUCAACGCAUCUUUUCCGGCCUAGGGGAGCCGGCAACCGGGACCGACGAGGAGAUCCAGCUUGCGGAAUUGCGUCGGGAGUUCUUGGACUUCAUCUCGUGCAUCCUCAACAACGAUCUUGCGUCGGUCUUUGUGAGUCAAACCAACCAACCCAUUUUCGACACCCUCAUCACCGCUAUUUGCACGUACGCAGGGGACGCUAGCGACAUGCAGAGCGCCCGAAUGUCGCUCGGUGUGCUCAGUCGCUUCAUUUCUGUCUGGGGCGGCCCCGAUGUCGCGCUCCCCGAAAGCUUCCUCCAAAAUCUCGGCCUGCACAAGCCCAACCAGCCUCAAAUCAACGGACAGACGUCCGAGCCCAGCCCGAUCUUCCCCGGCUUCGACACGUUCGCCCUACAGCGGUUCGCGCCGCUCGCGUGGGCGGUCCCCACGUCCAACGGGUUCACGAUCAAGUAUCCUCUUGGCCGCGGCAUGGCGAUCGAGAUCUCGAAGAUGCAGAUCAAGCUGCUGCGGAAGACGGGGCUGCUGUACGUCCGGCAGCUGGAGGGCGAGUUGACGGCCAUGCAGGUCUCGGAGGCGACCGUCACGGAGCUGAUCAAGGAACUAUGUCGGGGAAUGCUAGAGCAGACGCAUGCCGACGGCAAGGGCCCGACGACGGACAGAACAUCGUACGAGACGUAUUUCCUUAGGUUCAUGUCUGGGAUGGGAAAUGCAUAGCGUUGGGGUUUGGGAGACUACAUUCGGGUUCAUGGGGGUAUGGCCGGAUGACAGGACACGCGUGCAAUGAGAACAUCCGAGGAUCAAUGUCAAUAGGGACGAAUCACUAAGAAGCUGCACGACGCAAGCAAAUAUAGAACUGAAUCCAGUGCUUUCAUUGGAUCUAUCGUUCAAUCUUCGUGAUGCUAUCCACGGUGGGGAUAAUAAUAUCGUCAGCUUUGUUAGGGGUUCUCUCAAUAGUCUACCAGACAUAACCUCAUACUUCCAGUGAUUCCAGCAAACCUCACCUGAUCGAAUUUGGCAAAAUGCUUGCAUAUUGCAGCAGAAUAAGAAGCAAAGCCAUGAUCC
Molecule: messenger RNA, 3932 nt
Organism: Eremomyces bilateralis CBS 781.70
Lineage: Eukaryota; Fungi; Ascomycota; Dothideomycetes; Eremomycetales; Eremomycetaceae
Product: karyopherin-beta
Exons: 4
Coding region: 399-3584 (1061 amino acids)
Biological process (GO): tRNA re-export from nucleus
Cellular component (GO): nuclear pore; cytoplasm; nuclear matrix
Molecular function (GO): tRNA binding; small GTPase binding
Source: RefSeq, a predicted model, not a curated record